CUGAUCAACAACAACCCGCCUGAUCAACAACAACCCGCCUGAUCAACAACAACCCGCCUGAUCAAUAACAACCCGCCUGAUCAACAACACUACUGUAUUAUUGUGAUUAGUGACCGGGGGUGAAAAGUUAUAUUUCCAGCACUUUUAUUUUAAAAAAAUCACAUUUAAAUGAAGUAGAUCGUGGCUGGUUGACCUCGUUCUUCUCAUUAUCCAUUGAUCACCGGAAGCGAAAAGGAAAGUAUGGAUGAAGACCCCGAAGUCAGGCUGAUUGAAGAAGCAAUUGAAGCUGAACUGAGGAAAAUCAGCAUCUCGCCCACAGAACUAGACCAGCCUGAAGAGGACUCUGUAGAAGACAUUCUCGUUGAAACAGAUCAUGAUUCGGAUGAUCUACCUGAGUCUGUUCUCUACUGUCUGGAACGAGUGAAGAGUAGAACUGAAGAGUUCGAAAAACUAUUUCUUGAAGAUUUGGAAGAAACAGACUAUGCUGCUUAUAAAGUUGUCCAUUCUGAUGAAUUAGAGUACUUGACAGAAUUGGCUGCAGAGAUCAGUGAGGAAGAUCCUUUGAACCUGAAGGAGAGGGUACAAAUAGACGAUAAAGAACAGACACCACUGGCUCUCACAGAAGACCACAGGGAUAUAAGACUCAGUUUACAAGCAGGGACAGCUGACCAGAGGGACAAGGAUGAGGCAAUAUCAGAUGAUGAUGAAGAUGAUCUUAUGUCUGAGCACCUAGAGGUAGAAAAACAAUGUUGGCUAGCCCUCCAGCACUGGGAGAUUGAACAAAUGGAGUUGCAGAAAGCACAACAGGCAAAUCUGAUAGAACAGAGAGAACGAGAGAAGAAACAAGAAGAGGAGAUAGAAAUGAUCAAAAUCAGACAGGAGCAAUUUAAAGAGGAGCUGGAGAAAUUCACCAAAGAAAGGCUGGAAACGGAGGCCAAACUGGAAGAGCAAAUCCAACAGGAACAAGAGGCUUCGGAACAGGAUCUGAAACAUCACAAGGAAUUGAUAAAAACACUGCAGAGAAAAGUGGAUGAAGAGAGACGGACUUUUGAAGAAAAGGAGGCUAAAGAGAGAAAACGAGUGGAGGCACUGCAAUGCAGAGCGGCAACAACAAUUGAAAAACAAAUUCGGGCACAUCUGGUGUAUAAAAAGUAUGCUCCAAUACUGAAGGAGAAGCGAAAGGGAAGAAAGAGAGAAAAAGAGCUAGAAUUAAAGAGAGAGGCAGAGAGUAGACAGGAAGAAGCAGCAAAGUUGAGAAGGGAAGAGGAGCGAAGGAAGCUGGAAUUUGAGAAGGAAAAGGAAGCAGAACGUGAAAAGCUGGAAAAGAAGAGACAGCUGAAGAAACAGCAGGAGGAAGAGAAAAGGAAAAAAGAGGAGGAAUUACAGCAAAAGAAAAAAGAAGAGCAACGAAGAGAGGAAGAAAGAAAGUUGGCAGAAGAGAGAAGGAAAAGGGAGGAAGAAAGAAAAUUGUUAGAAGACAGAAGGAAAAGGGAGGAAGAGCAAAAAUUGGUGGAAGACAGAAGGAAAAGGGGGGAAGAACAAAAAUUGGCGGAAGAGAGAAAGAAAAGGGAGGAAGAAAUAAAGUUGGCAGAAGAGAGAAAGAAAAGGGAGGAAGAAAUAAAGUUGGCAGAAGAGAGAAAGAAAAGGGAGGAAGAAAGAAAGUUGGCAGAAGAGAGAAAGAAAAGGGAGGAAGAAAUAAAGUUAACAGAAGAGAGAAUGAAAAGCAAAGAAAAACAAAAGGAAAAAAUGUCAUUCGAAAAGAAGAAGGAGCUGAGGUUAAAUCAAGAGGGAAGUAUUAUUGUGAACAAAGUCAGGAAUAAGGAAAUUGAGCAAAAUUUAAGUCUGUCAGAGAAUCUGUCCGUGGUGUUACAUCAGAGUGAAUGUGAACACAUGCCACAAGAUUUUAAUAAACCUAGAGCUUUUAGCAAAGACAAAGAAACAGCAGUACAGAAUGCAACUAAACUGGCCACAGAUACUAAUUUGGAAAUGGAACUUCCUACAGAAGAUACAGUGAAAAAUAUAACGGAGAAAAAUGACAGAUGUAAAGUUACUAUCAUGCCAACAAAAAGCAGUGGUUUUGUGCAAGUGACCAAUCCACGUGUUUUCACCGACUGUCUCCCAAGAAGAGAAACAUGUGAAACGAAACCGGUAUUAAAUACAGAGCAUAUUAAUUAUCGCAAUGAAGGUUCAUUUGAAUUAACCCAAAGUAUAGCACAUAAAUUAGAGAUGAAGUCCCGAGUCAGGGCACUUACUCUGCCUGAUCAUAUUGAACAAAAGAGACUAAAUUGGAUGAAAACUUGUACUCCUUGGUCCAAAGUUAGCAGAGGAAACAAGAUGAAAAUAGUGAAACAAAGAAUCAGACCGCAUAAAAGUUCAGCCAGCCAAUUGCUUGCUUUGAAUCCUGGGUUAAUACUCCAUUCAGGGAGCUGGACUUCACUUCAACAGGUUACAACGGUCACCUUUUGCGAUUUGCCUGGCUGCAACCUAUCCACUCUCUCCCAGUGCCCAAGCCUCAAGUCAUUGACACUCCGAAACUGCAGACUGGAAACACUGGAGGGAAUCAGUCAGUGCAAAGGUUUAAAGUACAUUGAUGCACAGGAAAAUAACCUUCAGAAUAUCCACUGCCAUGAUCUGGAGGAUCUUUGCAUUCUUCUGCUCAGUAACAAUCACAUAACCUCCAUGCAUGGUCUAGAAAAUUGCAGCAACCUUCAGGUCCUUGAACUAUCACAUAAUCAGAUCACCCGUAUAGGUGGUCUUGAAUCACUCAACAAACUUCAGAGGUUACUAGUGGAUCAUAAUCAGUUGAUAAGCACUAAAGGAUUGAGUGAGACGCCUGUUCUUCUCUACCUUGAUUGCUCCUAUAACCAUCUCAACCGCAUUGAAGGCAUAGAUAACUGUGGGCUUCUUCAAAACCUAAAGUUACAGAGCAACAGCCUUUCUGAGCCACCCAGAUUAGAGAAUCACGUUCUAUUACGGGAAUUGUGGCUGGGUGACAACAGCAUUUCCUCUCUACAGACACUCUCUAAUUGCUGGCUGCCAAUGCUCCAACACCUCUCUGUCUUCCAGAACAGGUUGACACAUCUUGCUACCAUGUCCGAUUUUGUGUCAUUGGAGAGGCUUGAUCUUGGCAACAACCGAUUAUCAGAUCUCAAGAGCUUUCUUUCAUGUCUUAAUGGAUGUCAUAGUCUGCUGCAGUUGAUACUAGAAAGGAAUCCAUUUCAGCAAGAAUUAGGAUGGAGAUGUUCAGUGCUGAAAAUGUUACCAGGCCUAAAGGUGGUGGAUGGUGAGAGGAUCAGUUCCGCUGACCAGUCUCCUUUAGACAGGACCAGCAUGCCUUCACCUGGGAGUUUCUUGGCUUUCUGUCAGGCCAAGCUUCAGAGCUUUGAGUUAUUGCUCAGGAGACAUGAGACCGAACAAGGAGGAUUGGACCCACUGGAAGUUGUAAAUAUUCGUUGCCAGCACUGUGAAGAACUGAUGCAGCUGGCUGAAGAAUGUAGAUAUGCCCAUGAGUUUGGAGACUUAACCAUUGCUGAAGAGAAGGAAUAUUCCAAUAUUCACCACAAGGGAAAUCUCAGUGUCAGAAAUCAACAUAAGAAACCAGCGACUGGCCACGCUAACAAAAAUAGUCCAGACACUGACAGCCAAAUUGUUUCUAACCAGGUUCAGACCUCUGUAACCCACUCUUCUGAAAGCAGAAAGGAAAGUGAUCACUCACACAUAAUGUGUCAAGAUUCUAAGCACUCUAAGGACCCCAGAGUCCUUUUAAAUGAGGAAGGAACUGUCACUUCUCCGGAAGAUUGCAGAAUAAGCAACGACCAAGUACAUUCCAAACACAACGGGAAGGCACCAGGCCCUCAGACUAAAGAACGUUUGGUGGGAAAAUACCUUCAGCAUAUUCAGUGGGACAAUUUGGAAAACCAUGCAGCUACUAUCCUCCAGUGCCAUUGGCGGGGGUAUGUUACACGCAGAGACAUUCACUUGUGUAUGGAUCUGCAUUGCGCUGCUGUAGUGAUCCAGGCGGCAUGGAGGGGGUAUAGUGCCAGAAAGAGCAACCUAUUAUGCAACAUUACUAGAAGUCCAGCCAGGAGGUGGAAGAAAUCUGCAGGUAGUGGAGCAGGAAAUAGUAGGGCAGCCACUAUUAUCCAGGCACACUGGCGAGGCUACCUUCUGCGGAAGAAGCUGUCUCAUGCUUUAGCCACUGUUCAAGCUGAGGAAGAGGACUACAACUUUGAAGAGGUCAAUCUAAGUGAAUUUUCAUUUGAUGAGGCUGCCUUGGAAAAAGACUGGGCAAUAGUGGACUCUCAGACAUUUCCUUCCUAUGCUCUCCUGCAUGCAAACCAUUUGCUUCAUCUAAAGCCUCCUGCUCAUUAUGCUCCUGCUGACAGAAGUUCCUCUGAUUUGCCAUGGAACCUACAGCAAGCAUGGCUGGACAAUAACAACACUACAGCAGGGAAAUAUGAAUAUCCCUCCACUCUAUUGACUUGUUCCAGUUCUCUACAUACUCCAAGGUCACACAGCAGAACCGUAUCACAGUUCUCUGAGACGACCUCUUGCAGUGAGCAGAGAUUGACAUCGAAAAAAGAAGAAAAAAUCUCAGAAGAAUGGGGCUUUAAGAAUACUCAAACAGCUCAGCUAAUGCUGAAACGAGCUCAGAAGAUGAAAUCCAAGAAAGCACAGGGAAAAAAAUUGCUUGACCCAACUGUGCGCCUGGCCUUUUUCAAAAACAACAAACUACAUCCUCCUGUGAAGAUACCAGAUAAGAUACGUGCCCGGGUGGAGUAUUUUGGUGCUCAUAAAGGAGAAUUAACUGAUUCAAAACCAGCUUCACCAGACAGACUACGAAGAAGCAGAGAAUUAACCUAUCAAUGGCUUCACACACAGGUUGUCGAUUAUGAAACAACCAGUUCCAGAAUUAUGAAAAACCACCAUUUCCUGCCAGAGCUAGGCCCAGAAAUACUGAAUGGUGGUCGAGUUCAACUCGUGGCAAGUCCUGUAGGUAGAGAAGAACCGGAUUUAGAGGUUGGAUCUGUGAGCAGUGGUAGCAGUAUAAUUCAAUUAGGUGAUGGAUUAAAUCAGAGUCGCUUGAACUCAACAGGAUCGGCAAAAGAAGUUUCCAAACAAUUGAAGACUGGCUCUGCACCUGCAAAGAGGGAGCCCAUAUCCCUUCGGAACAACCCAGUGAACCUGAGUACAGGUUGGGGAAGUGGGAAGAAGCGAGGGAGACCACUCUAAUUACUUUGGCCGGAUUGUAUAUAGCAGUGAAAUAUCAAUAGACUAGUUAGUGAUUACAAAUAUUGUGGCAAAGAGGUCAGGAAUCAUAGCCUGUUUAUGCAGCUUGCCAUACAUAGGAAUUUAAAAUCCCUUUGCAGUAAAAUGAAACAAACAAUUGUUCGACGAGAUUACUUGAUCUAUUGAAAAUGAUACUAAUUGUAAUAUGAACAUAAAGGAAAUAUUUCAAAAACUAUGCCUGGAAAAAAAUCACUGACCCACAAAAUACUGGUCACCUCACAAAGUAAAUGCAUGGAUGUCGGUAGAAUAAAGCAACUCCAGUAGCAAAAUAAGUGCUAACACCUCAUCACAUGGCACCCAGUACCAUCACACUCAGCAGAAUAGUGAUGUGGAAUGGGAAGCCUGCUCUACAUCACUUUGAAUUGUACUUUGGCAGAUGGACAGAAAUUGGGUGUUACUAAAUCGGCUCUUUAAUGACAUUAAAUAUGAACCAUUCGAAGAUCUCCUUUGGAGUGAGCCCAGUGUAAGCCAUUGGGUUUCUACUGCAGUGGAGAUGAAUCACAUGAUUUAGAAGCCACAUUCUCCAGGUGAAGUCCAGAGUGGAGAGUCCAGAGUCCUCAGUCCCUGUUUGUACUGCACAUUUUGCAGGUAAUUGCCCAGUGAUUUGUAACCAAAAUCUUUUCAAUUAUUUUCUACUGUCAUUUACUCAUUUAGACAUGAACAAAUGUAUAUUUCUGGGUGUAUUUCACCCAAGUUAAAUAAUUAUCAGAUCUUCUCAUGAGGGAAAUAAAUCCACAAUGCAAUGUUAACAAUAAACUAGCCUUGAUUUAUUAGAUGCCAUUUAACUUAGCAAUCAACAUGGUUUAUAUACAUAGAAAUAAACUUAUUGAAAAUUGCUUUAAUUAAACAAAGUCAAUUUAUUUGGUAUGUAAUCCUAGCCAACCUUGUAGGAUUUUUACUGAUUAUUUCCUUUUAUAUUUAUUUUUGAUUGAAGACCAGGUAGACAAGACCACAAUGUUCUUUCCUGGUGCUGUAUGUUCCUAUUUUGUGCAGAUGAGUUCCAGUUCAAGCAAAACUGUGAAUGGAUGUUAUGGAACUUAAAUAGUAACUAAAAUUACAACUAUUUUCUGGAGUAAAUGCUACUUUUGUCUUCCCCUUUAAUCAGAAUUGCCUUCAAGAUAAUGAACUCAAUUGAAUGUUUUUGUGAAUUUAAUGCUGGCAAAUUAGUUUAACAAAAUGUAUAUUUCUAAGACUUUGAUCUGCAAAUGUGCUUAGCAAUGCUACAAUAAGUAAUCUUGUAUGAUUUUAUUUGUGCUAUUCUGUACUGUAUUACAUUAUAUUGUUUAGUUAAGUACAUCAUCAAUAAAAAAAACUGAAA
Molecule: messenger RNA, 6607 nt
Organism: Callorhinchus milii (elephant shark)
Lineage: Eukaryota; Metazoa; Chordata; Chondrichthyes; Chimaeriformes; Callorhinchidae
Gene: lrriq1
Product: leucine-rich repeats and IQ motif containing 1
Exons: 26
Coding region: 241-5232 (1663 amino acids)
Molecular function (GO): protein binding
Source: RefSeq, a predicted model, not a curated record